AUGUCCGGCGAUGGAAACUCCAGCGGCGGCGGCUCGGGCGGCCGCGGCAGGCGGCGCUCCGUCGGGUUCGACUUGAACUCGUUCGACGAUUGGGCGAGCAUGUACAAACUUUUUGGCCAAGCCGAGACGUUGGCUUUGUACGACGCUUGGAUCAGCGUCUCGUACGAUCCUGUCGUCGGGAAUCAACAAACCCACAAGUGCUUUUGGGAAAAAGUCACCGACCUUUACAACGCCCGAAGGCCGACGACUACCGUUCGCCGCAACGUGAAGAUGCUCCGCAGUCAUUGGGACCGAACGGACAAAGAUGUCAAAAAAUUUUGCGCGAUAUACAGGGGAGAAGAGGCGAAUUAUCAGAGCGGAGCCAGUGGAGCCGACAUUCUGAGAGCGGCGUUGCGGGUCUUCAAAGACGACGUCGGCAAAGAUUUCAAGCUUGUCGAUGUUUGGUCGCAAGUCCACCACCUUGACAGGUGGGCUGGCGGUGUCGAGUCGGCCUCGGGCUCGAAACGCAUGAAGCGCACGGCGCGUGGCCACUACUCGUCUAGUGAUGGCGGCGAAGGCAACACCUCACGUGAGGGCACGCCAACCGAUGAUGUAGGGGGCUACUGA
Molecule: messenger RNA, 606 nt
Organism: Salvia hispanica
Lineage: Eukaryota; Viridiplantae; Streptophyta; Magnoliopsida; Lamiales; Lamiaceae
Source: RefSeq, a predicted model, not a curated record